GGCUGGGUGAGCAGGAGUGUCGCUGGUUGCGAAUCCAUGUGGCGGGGGCUGUGGACCCUGGUAGCCCGGGCGGCACGUGGGCCUCGCAGUCCCAGACCGUGCACGCGCCAGGGCAGUGGCGCCCCGGCCCCCGGUUCCGGAGCCACUGUCUUCGCGCUGAGCUCCGGCCAAGGCCGCUGCGGCAUCGCGGUGAUCCGAACCAGCGGCCCCGCCAGCGGCGAGGCCCUCCGGAACCUCACGGCCCCCCGGGACUUACCCCCGGCCCGCAAAGCCUGCCUGCGCCUGCUCAGCGACCCCCGCUCUGGGGAGCCUUUGGACCGCGCGCUGGUGCUUUGGUUCCCGGGUCCCCAGAGUUUCACGGGUGAGGAUUGCGCGGAGUUCCACGUGCAUGGAGGCCCGGCUGUGGUGAGUGGUGUCUUGCAGGCCCUGGGCAGUGUGCCAGGGCUGCGGCCUGCGGAGGCAGGCGAGUUCACCAGGAGGGCGUUCGCUCACGGGAAGCUGAGCCUGACCGAGGUGGAGGGGCUGGCGGAUCUGAUCCAUGCAGAAACAGAGGCACAGCGGCGGCAGGCCCUGAGGCAGCUAGAUGGGGAGCUGAGCCAUCUCUGCCGCGGCUGGGCCGAGACCCUCACUAAGGCUCUGGCCCACGUGGAGGCCUAUAUCGAUUUUGGUGAGGAUGACAACCUGGAAGAGGGCGUCCUGGAUCGAGCUGACAGUGAAGUGCGGGAGCUGGAGGUGGCGCUGGGCGCACAUCUUCGAGAUGCCAGGCGCGGACAGAGGCUCCGCUCAGGGGCUCAUGUAGUGGUUGCAGGACCUCCCAACGCCGGCAAGAGCAGCCUAGUGAACCUGCUCAGCCGGAAGCCUGUGUCCAUCGUAUCCCCGGAGCCGGGGACCACCCGAGAUGUGCUGGAGACCCCCGUGGACCUGGCCGGGUUCCCGGCGCUGCUGAGCGACACGGCGGGGUUGCGGGAGGGCGUGGGGCCUGUGGAGCAGGAGGGCGUGCGGCGCGCCCAAAAAAGGCUGGAGCAGGCUGACCUCAUCCUGGCCGUGCUGGAUGCUUCUGACCUGGCCUCUCCGUCCAGCUGCAACUUCCUGGACACCGUUGUCAUCCCUGCGGGAGCCGGGAGCCCAAAUGGGUGCAGCCAGCGCCUCCUGCUGGUGCUGAAUAAGUCGGACCUGCUGCCAGCUGGGGGCCCAGAUCCCAGUGCUGACCUGCCCCCUUACCUGUUGCUGUCCUGCCUGACUGGCGAGGGGCUGGAUGGCCUCCUGGAAGCGCUGAGGAAGGAGCUGGCUGCAUUGUGUGGGGACCCAUCCACAGGCCCACCACUUCUGACACGGGCGAGGCACCAGCAUCACCUCCAGGGCUGCCUGGAUGCCCUUGGCCACUACAAGCAGGCGAAAGACUUAGCCCUGGCGGCUGAAGCACUUCGGGUCGCCCGAGGGCACCUGACCCGCAUCACCGGCGGAGGGGGCACCGAGGAGAUCCUGGAUAUCAUCUUCCAAGACUUCUGCGUGGGCAAGUGAGGGGGCGGCCAAAGCUCAGACCCAGGCUGGGUGGACACCCAGAAGCCUUGAGGCAUCUGGGAACAGCUUAGGCCAAGUGGGAGUCUCAGCCCCUGGGGGAAGAACUUGACCCCAAACGGUGAAGCCUCUGUUGCUGGUUGUGACCAAGCCACAGCUGUCCAGAUUCCCUAGCAGGGACUUGCGGGGGGUUCAGGCCCAGGAGUGGGGCUGAAUGGAGGUCUCUUUUGGCACUUGAUGCUGGGGGACUAGGAGUGGAGGGUUGGGGUGGAGGUCAGAGGGUCUCAGGGGUCUUUGUUUCAUAGUUUUUAACUUAUUUUGCAAAUACCAAAGGAAUAUAAAAAACUCAGGUGAUCCGGAAACAUUUAAACACCCCCUCCCUGGGGUCACAGCUUAACUUGUAUAAUUCCAGAACUUUCUCUGCAUGUUUGCAUACUUGGGACUGCACCUAUAAAGUGUGUUGUAUCUUGUAUUUUGUACACAAAUUGGUGUUUAUUGCUCUGCAAGCUGUCAUUCCUUUUUGUAGUAUUAAUCUUGCAACUUUGCUUCUUUUUUUUUAAUUUUUAAAUUUUAUUUUAUUCUUUUAUAAGUUUAUUAAUUUAUUUAUAUUUUUGGCUACAUUGGGUCUUCGUUGCUGCAUGCAGGCUUUCUCUAGUUGCGGCAAGCAGGGGCUACUCUUCGUUGUGGUGCACGGGCUUCUCAUCGCGGUGGCUUCUCUUGUUGCGGAGCAUGGGCUCUAGGCGCGCGGGCUUCAGUAGUUGUGGUGCGCAGGCUCUAGAGCACAGGCUCAGUAGUUGUGGUGCAUGGGCUUAGUUGCUCCGCGGCAUGUGGGUUCUUCCCAGAGUGGGGCUUGAACCCGUGUCCCCUGCAUUGGCAGGCGGAUUCUUAACCACUGCGCCACCAGGGAAGCCCUUAAUUUUUAUUUAUUUAUUUAUUUAUGUAUUUAUUUUCUUUUUGGCUGUGCCACAUGGCAUGUGGGGUCUUAGUUCCCCGACCAGGGAUCGAACCCGCGCCCCCUGCAUUGGAAGCACGGAGUCUUAACCACCGGACUGCCUGGGAAGUCCCGAAACUUUGCUUCUUUUAUCUUCUUUUAUCUACUUCCUUUUCAUGCUUAGUCAUUCAUUCAGUGAUUCAUUCACUCAUUCAGUGAAUAUUUAUCCAGCACCUACUAUGUGUUAGAACCGUACACAUCAUUUGAUGGGAUCUUCAUAACAGCACAAUACAGUGGGUAUUUUGUUACAGUUUUAUAGGUGAGGAAACAGGUUCAGAGAAGUAGUUAGUUGCUGGAGGUCCCCAGCUUUGGGAUUUGCACAUAGGUCUGUUCAAGUUCAAUUUGAGUUCACUGCAGGCCUUCUGGGCAACAGGCCGUGUGUAGGGGGCUGGGAUCAUUGAGGGGAAUAAGCAGACAUAAAUCCUGCCCUUGUUAAAGAAGAGACACAGUUCCUUUCGGUGAGGCCUGAUGGCUGCUGGGCAAACUUACAAUGAGGAAGCCUGACCUGGUCAGGGGUGGACAUAAGGGCAGGCUGCCCUGCAGAGGUGGCAUCUGCACCGACAUCUGAAAGGUGAGAAGAAGGAAACCAGAUGGGAGAGGCUAGCAAGAGCAUCCCAGGCGGAGGGCACGGCACGUGCAAAGGCCCUGAGGUGGGAGCAUCACGGUGUGUUCGAGGGACAGCAAGGUGGCUAGUGUGGCUGGAAGUAGAGUGAUGAGGGCUAGAGAGGAGGGAGAAGAGGUCCAGGAGGAGAGGAAGAUCCUGAUAGCGAGGCCUUUGAUUCCAAGGCUUAUGGGUGACCUGACGUGGUGGUGAUGAACCAGCAGAGGGCGCUUUGCUCUAACAAAGAAGGUGCCUGGCAGUCCUCCAGGGAAGCUCCGGGACCUUAGGCUUCCACACCCACCUGGUGGCAUAUGAACGGUUAACUCCCCUUUUGCCAGAGGUGGACAUGGAGUCUCAAAUAGGGUCAGGAUCUUUUCCAGAAUCAGAAAAAAAAUCACCUCCAGUAGUUGAAGAUACAAACUCGGUUUCAGGGGACACGUGAGCAGAGGCUGGGAGGUGUCCAGGGCCUACCACCCAACUAAAGGGACCUCCGACCCCGUUUCUUCAUGACUUCAUUGCAAUAUGUCACAGUCUGUUGAUUUGUCUGCUUGUUCGACAGCUGCUGCCCCCCAACCCCCACCAUGAAAGGCUUCUGGAGGGAAAGGGUCACUCCAUGAGUUUAGUGCAUGGAUAUUACUAUUAUGUCCAUUUUGCAGAAAGACAAGAAGAAGCAACAAUCUGGGUCUAGAAGAGAUGCCUACCGCUUGGGGGAAGCUGGUGUCUACUCACGUUUGCUCCGGGUUGAAGGGUCUUCUGACCUGGGGACGCUGGCGAUGGGAUUCUUCAGCUUUCAUCCUAUUCCUAGUUUUUUUUUCUCACUCAGAGCCUGAUGGUACCUUUUCAAAGCAGAAAUCAUGACUCUGGAGUCUUUGAACGGAUUUGAUAACAUUUAUUUAGUGCCACUAACAUUUAUAUGGGUCACAGGCAGGGCUGGAUAUGGAGGGGAGAGAGAGUGAAGGGGCAGCACCCUCGUGGGCUCUGAGGGGUCCCCUGGACCAGAUGCUCCCUCUCUUGGGGGCCUGGAAACUCUCAGGGGAGGACGAAGGUGAAUGUCUUCCUGUUCUCACUCCCCCAGACCUGGAGCACUAAGAUGCUCCAGCUGAGUGUGGGAUGCUGUGGGUGCCUUGACCCGCGUGCACAAAGGGAUGUGAUUCUGGGCAAG
Lagenorhynchus albirostris (white-beaked dolphin) is the source of this 4272-nucleotide messenger RNA. RefSeq names its product GTP binding protein 3, mitochondrial (gene GTPBP3). The record is from RefSeq and is a predicted model, not a curated record. NCBI's taxonomy places the organism in Eukaryota, Metazoa, Chordata, Mammalia, Artiodactyla, Delphinidae. Gene Ontology annotation, molecular function: GTPase activity; protein binding; GTP binding. Gene Ontology annotation, biological process: tRNA methylation; tRNA wobble uridine modification. The coding region runs from base 37 to 1521 and encodes 494 amino acids. Gene Ontology annotation, cellular component: mitochondrion; cytoplasm. The transcript is spliced from 10 exons.